AUGAAGAAAAGAGAAAGAGGCGGAGAGAUCUCCAUUGGAGGACUGGUCACACCGAUUUUAGUGGCUUGCGAUGUGCCCUUGAAGGGAGUGGUACACGAUCCUAGAUGGCUGGACGUUGACUACGUCGUGCUGGCGAGAUUUUUGGCCCAUGAGAGGCCUAAUGAUAUGAUGUUGUUCAAGUUCGUCCACCCAACUGUCGGAGCUGCCCAAAUGAUCCUACCUAAUGUCAUAUGCACCAAGGUUGAGACAUAUGAGCCAGAACCUGAUCAAGGAAAUCAUGAGGAAGAGGAGGUGAACUAUGUCUAUGGGAACCAAGGACAGCGGUUUGGAAAUCAGCAAGGUAGCAGACCUUACAGUGGAAACAGCCAGCGCAGUAACUUUCAGGGCAAUUCUUCUGGUUUCACACCCAAACCUGAAUAUCAAAAGCAGCAACAAAACAGUGGAUUAACAAGGACUUAUGACAACAAUUCAUAUCAAUCUCCACCUCCUAAGUCAGCUGAGACUAUCACAUUGAGAAGUGGCAAACAAAUUCAUUCUAUACCCCAGAAGAAUCAAAGUGAUGAUCUACAGGAGUUGAUUGAUAUAGAAGACGAAGAGGAUGUUUCUGCUGAGCCAGUAUCGACCGACACACAUGGGCAUCGGUCGUCACCCAAACCAUCCGAAGUUUCGGACAAAAUUCCAGAACAAGGCAUCGAUCGACACCAACAAGGUGGCAUCGAUCGACACCCUUCACGGACCGAACCUGAACUCGUGAAAUCUCCUACUCCAGUUGCAGAAAAAGUUUACACACCUAAGGUUCCAUUCCCCAAGAAUCCAAGGAAGUCUAAACAAAAGCUAGAUGAUGCUAAGUGCAAAGCCAUGAUGGAUAAGCUUAUUCUUGAGUUGCCUUUGGUUGAUGCUGUUAAGACUUCUCCAAUGCUUAGGAGAUAUGUCAAGAGGAUGGUAACCAAGGAUUUUAAUGCUGAGCAAGGAGUUACGAUGAUAUCAGCCCAAGUUAGUGCCAUCAUUCAGAACAAGAUCCCAGAAAAACUUCCUGAUCCAGGGAGCUUUGUUAUUGAUUGCACUAUCUUCACUCACAGAUUUGCUAGAUCUUUGUGUGAUCUUGGUUCUAGUGUCAACCUCAUGCCAAGAUCAGUAGCACUCAGCCUGGGAAUGACAGNUAUAUUCCAUGAGCUGCAUCCUGAGGAUCCAUUAGAGAGAGCAUUGGUUGCUUCUGCUGAAGAAGCUGAGCAUCUAGAUUACAUUGCUGCUGGGUAUGUCAAACUGCUUGAUGCUAAUGAACAAGUGAAGAGGCUGGUUGCACAAGAGGAAUUGGUUAGUACUUCUUCACAAACUGCAAAGGUUUCUGAUUGGAGUCUUGAAAAAGCUCCAAAGCUUGAUCUCAAGCCACUUCCUGCAGGUUUAAGAGCUCACUUUACUGCUAAGCAAGCUUCGCAAACAUCUAUUGAGCAUCAGAGGAGGCUUAAUCCGAAUUUGCAAGAUGUUAUCAAGAAGGAGAUCAUGAAGCUGCUGAAUGCUGGGAUCAUCUAUCUGAUAUCUGACAGCAAUUGGGUUAGUCCGGUACAUGUUGUUCCUAAGAAGGGUGAAGUCACAGUGGUGAAGAAUGACAAGAAUGAGCUGAUCCCUACAAGGACAAUUACUGGUCAUAGGAUGUGCAUAGACUACAGGAAGCUGAAUGCUGCAACAAGGAAAGAUCACUUCCCACUUCCUUUCAUUGACCAGAUGCUGGAGAGGUUAGCUAAUCAUCCAUACUACUGCUUUUUGGAUGGUUACUCAGUCUUCUUCCAGAUUCCCAUUCAUCCUGAUGACCAAGAGAAGACCACCUUCACUUGUCCCAAUGGUACCUUCGCUUACCGCAGAAUGCCCUUUGGUCUCUGUAAUGCUCCUGCAACAUUUCAGAGAUGCAUGAUGUCUAUCUUCACUGAUAUGAUUGAAGAUUAUAUGGAGGUGUUCAUGGAUGAUUUUUCAGUUUAUGGAUCUUCAUUCAAGAGCUGUUUGGACAACCUCUGUAAGGUGCUAGCAAGAUGUGAAGAGAAGCAUUUGGUGCUUAACUGGGAAAAAUGUCAUUUUAUGGUUAGAGAUGGCAUAGUGCUUGGCCACAGGGUUUCAGAAGCUGGAAUAGAGGUUGACCGCGCUAAGAUAGAGGUGAUGACAGGUCUUCAACUACCAGAGAAUGUGAAGGCAGUGAGAAGCUUUCUUGGACAUGCAGGGUUCUAUAGGCGUUUUAUCAACGAUUUCAGCAAGAUAGCAAGACCACUUUCUGCUUUGUUGUGCAAAGAUGUCAAGUUUGAAUUCACUGAAGAAUGUCGCAUAGCCUUUGAGAGGAUUAAGCAGGAGCUUGUGAGUGUGCCUAUUGUUCAGCCACCAGAUUGGGAUCUUUCAUUUGAAGUAAUGUGUGAUGCUAGUGACUUUGCAGUGGGAGCAGUGUUGGGACAAAGAAAAGAUAAGAAGCUUCAUGCAAUCUACUAUGCAAGCAGGACACUUGAUGAGGCACAAAGAAAUUAUGCAACAACAGAGAAGGAGUUGUUGGCUGUGUUGUUUGCUUUUGAGAAGUUUAGGUCUUAUCUGGUAGGUUCAAAAGUCAUUGUUCAUACUGAUCAUCCUGCAUUAAGGUACUUGAUGCAGAAGAAGGAUGCUAAGCCUAGACUUUUGAGAUGGAUUCUUCUUCUACAAGAGUUUGACAUUGAAGUGAGGGAUAAGAAAGGGAUAGAGAAUGGUGUUGCUGAUCACUUGUCAAGGAUUAGGAUUGAUGAUGAUGUCCCAAUUUGUGAUUGUCUACCUGAAGAGCAUGUUUAUUUUGUUGAUACUGGCUCCAAUCAACCUUGGUAUGCUGAUAUUGCCAAUUAUCUUGCUGCAAAGGUAGAACCAGACAAAUUUACAGGCUAUCAUAAGAAGAGGUUCUUGAGAGAGCUAAGGAGAUAUUAUUGGGAUGAGCCUUAUUUGUAUAAGCAUUGCACUGAUGGUGUUUACAGAAGAUGUCUAGCUGAGACUGAAACCAGUGGACAAGUUGAAGUCUCCAACAGGCAGAUUAAGGAGAUUCUAGAGAAAACAGUCGGUGUUACAAGGAAAGAUUGGGCUAUGAAGCUUGAUGAUGCACUUUGGGCUUACAGAACUGCAUAUAAGACACCACUUGGCACUACACCUUUUCAUCUGCUUUAUGGGAAAGCAUGUCAUCUACAAGUGGAGUUAGAGCACAAGGCAGCUUGGGCAGUUCAGUUGAUGAAUUUUGAUGCCAAGACAGCUUCAGAGAGAAGGUUAGUGCAGUUGAAUGAGUUGGAUGAGCUGAGAUUUCAUGCAUUUGAGAAUUUCAAGCUGUACAAGGAGAGAACCAACGCUUAUCAUGAUAAGAAGAUCAUCUCCAGACAAUUUGAGCCAAAUGACCAGGUGCUCCUUUACAACUCUCGCUUGAAGCUGUUUCAUGGAAAGCUGCGUUCCCGCUGGUCUGGUCCUUUUACUGUUCAAGAGGUUAGACCAUACGGAGCUAUUGUGCUGUUGAACUCCAAAGGAGAUAAAUUUACUGUUAAUGGCCAAAGGGUGAAACAUUAUUGGGCGAAAGCUGAGAUACCAGACGGACACAUUGUGCGUUUGGAUGAUGCACCCUCUGCCUAA
Molecule: messenger RNA, 3609 nt
Organism: Camelina sativa (false flax)
Lineage: Eukaryota; Viridiplantae; Streptophyta; Magnoliopsida; Brassicales; Brassicaceae
Source: RefSeq, a predicted model, not a curated record